CUACGCAGUUUUGAAUCCUGAUAGUAGGCAUGUCGUCCAUGCUACUAUUUCGCAUUUAGUAUUAACCAGCCGUUUAGAGGAAAACCCGAAAACACAUCCGAACGGGCUGUCCAAGAAAUGUUUUAACAAUUUUUUUGCUAGGGCUUGUAUACUGUGAAACAAAUGAGUGAUAAACGUAGCUAGCGGCACACGGCUUCGUUGAGCCAACGGUACUGGUAUGAAAGCGGAAAUUGGAAUGGGUGGACUUUAAUCUUUGUACUCUCGCUGGAUUCUUGAACGGGAGCACGCAAAAUUAGCCGAAGACUCACUUUCAAAACAGAAGUAGCCAACGUUGGCAGGCUAGCUAACUUGGCUAGGUUUGCUGUUGUAAGUAUGGAAUUCAGUGCGGAUGCACACCGGAUAAUGAGCAUAUCAAUGGGAAAGAUUUAUAAUUCCCGCGUACAGCGAGGCGGAAUCAAGCUCCAUAAAAAUCUCCUGGUGUCCCUAGUUCUCCGGAGCGCUCGGGAGGUGUGUCUGACGAACUACGGCGGUGGCGUGUGCCUCAGCGGAUCGCACCAGGGAGAGACCGGGGAAACGGACCUGGCCACGGAACCGGAGCAGGGCCAGUUUAUUUGGGAGUCUGAGCCCUUGGCAGGCUGUGGUUCUUCGGUCGCCAGUGAAGACGAUUCGACUGUGGUUACGGAGCCAGAUAAACGCACUCACCCCACAGCCCUGCCCCAAACCGAGACUGAGGUGAGGAUAAACUCAGAUUUGGAUCACAGCUGCCGACCAACCCAGAGUGCGGGCGAGGGGGACACAUCUGGCGCUUCUUCUGCCUCAUCGGACGCCUCUGUCCUCCGCAACCCGGUUUCACCCGUAUGCGGCGCGACCGACGGUUCUUGGAUUGCGACAUCGACUCAACCUCUGCAGGCGCGCGGUUCCGGGCAGGAUGGUUCCCGGUGUGGCCUUCCCGAACCAAACUCUCAAAACCGCGGGGCAGCGUGUCGCAAAGCCUGCAGGAAAAGAGACGCGGAUGGUGUUGACUCGCCUGGAGCGGAUUCUCCGGUUAAGAAAAACAAACCGACUCUGCCCUCAUGCGACGAGGACGCGGAGGGAGAGGAGAUGGACACAAGCAACGUGUCCAGUCUCAUUAAUAUUUUUGGAGCCAGUUUUACGGGACUACUGAGUAAAGAGGGCGCCGAGGCAAAGUCAGGAGAGGGUGGUUGCGAUACUGGUGCCGGGCAGGUGUGCUCUGAACUCCCGCUGAAGACUCUGAAUCCCUGGGGAACUGCCAUUGAGGCAUUUUAACCAGCACGCAAAGCACCAGCGUAGACUUUUCAGGGAUUCAAGUGGGUGUUUUAUAGAAUUAUACGUGAUCAAGUUGUGUUACGGAGUAGGCUAAUUAUGCUGUACUAAGUCCUUGUGGGGCCCAGAGUUUAGGCUCGGCCACGUGGAAACCGUGAAAGAGGAAGAGCGGUGUGUACCGGGGUUCUCUAACUUCCUUUCACAGAUACUUCCUCAAAGUGUCUGUGUGUAGCUGUGUACUGUGAACAAAACACGUGGGCGCAAGCAGGAAGCGGAUAGAUUUUCCACUUUAGUUGGAAUCGAGUUAAAUUUUAGCUACCUGUUACAAGUACUGGUUUGCGAAGGUUUUAUGCAAAAUGAAGGUUCUCGUGUUCGGUGCUGAAUAUAUGAGAGUUGCUGUUUUAUGUGGGCGCGAGGUAACCAUGACCACUAGUUGGUUAGGGUGGGGGGAGGGGGGGGGGGCACUGUUGUGGUGUUUCCAGCGUUGGUUUUAAAGUUUCACUAUGCACGGACAGAAGGUUUAUUCGGAGGCCACAACUUUAUUCAGUUCUGUCUUUGUUUUAUAAAGACCAGCAUUUAGCCCAUAUUGUUAUUUUUGUACUUUUUUUUUUUUUGCUGUCGUUGCAUUGAAAAAGAUCUAUUUUGACAUUUGUUCUCAAAUCAUAUUUGCGCGUGCACCACGCGAAAUAAAACUUUUUAUGGAAGUA
This is a messenger RNA of Anguilla anguilla (European eel), 1991 nucleotides long. Its product is annotated as immediate early response gene 5 protein-like. The record is from RefSeq and is a predicted model, not a curated record. The transcript has a single exon. Bases 373 to 1287 code for a protein of 304 amino acids. NCBI's taxonomy places the organism in Eukaryota, Metazoa, Chordata, Actinopteri, Anguilliformes, Anguillidae.